This is a messenger RNA of Penicillium roqueforti, 792 nucleotides long. RefSeq lists its product as uncharacterized. The record is from RefSeq and is a predicted model, not a curated record. Bases 1 to 792 code for a protein of 263 amino acids. Lineage: Eukaryota; Fungi; Ascomycota; Eurotiomycetes; Eurotiales; Aspergillaceae. The transcript has 2 exons.
AUGGCGCAUAUAAACCAAGCCCGCGUCUCCGCCUUCCGCAAGGCGCGCGACAACCUCGUGACCCUCCUAGAGCAGCAAUCGACCUUCCUACGCCACGACAUCGACAGCCGUGCGUAUGUGAUCCCCAACCUCCGCCUCCAGCUCAUCCAGCAUAUCGACAUCGUCGCCUCUCUUUCGAGGAAGAUGGCCGUCGAGAGCCGUCACCAUCCCUACGUCCUAGUACAACAGAGUGGCUUCUACGAGACGGUCGUUCCUAUGCACUGCGCCGCGAUCAAGGGCCAGUGUGCCUAUCUUGCGGAUCGGCUGCGCGAUAACCUUUGCACUGACAUAGGUUCUGGAAUUGGAUUAUCACUUACUACUGGUUUGUUUCUCGUAUAUUCGACCUACCGUCUCUCCUACGACGCUAUGGCUAUUAUGCCUCCCCGACCUGGCCCUGUGUCGGCUUUUAAACGUGAGCGCGCGACGUUUGUCUCCGGUUUAGGGAUGCAGGCGAGGGUGCUGAGAGCGGACCCCCAGGCUUAUGAGGAUGUUUCUGAGAGUCUACGUGAGCUUGUUACUAGUGUUCAUCGGAUCAAGGAUACCUCUAUGGCUAUGGCUGUUGAUGCUCGUGGCAACGCUUAUGUCCUGGCGAAACCGUACGGGUUCUAUAGCCAUAAUGUGCCGUUCAUGUGCAAUGAUCUUAUUGCUAGUUUGUUGCACUGGGCGGAUAUUCUUGUUAAUACUGAUGGGCGCAGGACGGAUAGGAUUGUUGUUGAUUCUAUUGAGGGGACCUUGGCUUCUUUAGGGUUUUGA